UUUGUUUUUGUUUUUGGGGCGCAUUAUCCCUUAUUUAUUUACCUCUUCGGUUUUUAGCUUUUGCCUCACCGGACGCGUCGCGACCGAUUUUAGGUAUCAGUCAGCAAAGGCCAUCCAUCCGUCUUUCCUCUGUUUCUCCUUUUCUUGAACCCCGUUGGUGACGGAAAUCCAGAUCGAGGAGAAGAAUACAGGGUUUGAGUAUUCCUUUCCAGCUCUUUGAAGAUUAUGGCUGCGACAUCUGCCCCCUGCGCCCAGCACUUCCCUCUUCGGGUAUCCAGGACAAGACUCUACAGCUCCUCCUCGGAUUGUUGCCCCCCUUCAGCAGGGCACAAUGGAUCCAGUGACGGAGCCGAGAAGACGGCUUUUGGAAGAAGGUCUGUCUUCCUCGGCCGCCGUGUUGCAUUCGUAGGCGGUCGUUUCGGCCUCAUCCUGCGCUUUCCUCCCAACUUCGUUCGCCAACUUAGCAAUAAGGCUCGUCGGAACUGCAGCAACAUCGGUGUGGCCCAGAUCGUGGCGGCUUCGUGGUCUAAUGACCAGCCCCCUUUUGAAUCUUCGGUGUCCGCCGCCUCUUUCGCCGCUGCGGCUGUUGUUCUCCCGGAAGAGGAGGAGGUGACUGAGUCUAUCAAACAUGAUUCUGAUGUCCUGCCCUCCGAGGAUGAGGCUCCGAACGCUGUCCCUACGUCUGCUGUCUCUGCUUUAUUUGGCUCCGAUCAGAGCCUUACUGUUCAUGCCGGUGAAAGAUACGGCCGUGGCUUGGUAACGGAUUCUAUUACAACCCCGCUUGUUAGAACUUCCGCCUACUGGUUCAAGAACUCCGAUGAGUUGAUUGACUUCAAGGAGGGAAGAUAUGCCAGUUAUGAAUACGGCCGCUAUGGGAACCCUACCACAAAGUCAUUGGAGGAGAAAAUGAGUGCACUAGAACGAGCAGAGUCAACCCUGUUUGUGUCAUCUGGGAUGUAUGCGAGUGUGGCUUUGAUUAUGGCAUUGGUUCCUGCUAAAGGGCAUAUUAUCACUACCACUGAUUGCUACCGAAAGACCAGAAUGUUCAUUGAGAAAGAACUUCCAAAGCUGGGUAUUACGGUUACCAUCAUUGAUCCUGCUGAUAUGAAUGCAUUAAAGAGUGCACUGGAUCAAGAAAAUGUUUCUCUUUUCUUCACAGAGUCUCCAACUAAUCCUUUCCUUAGAUGCGUCGACAUUGAGCUAGUUUCAAAGCUUUGCCAUGACAGAGGAACUCUGGUUUGCAUAGAUGGAACCUUUGCACCACCUGUUAAUCAAAAGGCCUUAGAGUUGGGUGCUGAUUUAGUUAUUCAUUCUGCAACAAAGUAUAUUGGUGGUCAUAAUGAUGUACUUGGUGGUUGCAUUAGUGGUUCAGAUCAUCUAGUUUCCAAAAUACGCCUAUAUCAUAAUGUUAUUGGUGGUGUUCUUAAUCCUGAUGCGGCUGCUAUGUUCGUUAGAGGCAUGAAAACUUUGCAUCUUCGCGUACAGGAACAGAAUAAAACAGCGCUGAGGAUGGCCCAAGUUUUAGAGGAGCAUCCCAAGAUUGUAAGGGUUUAUUAUCCCGGGCUGCCCAGUCACCCGGAGCAUCACAUCGCCAAGCGACAAAUGACUGGCUUUGGUGGUGUGGUUAGUUUUGAGGUUAAGGGUGACUUUCACGCUACUAAGAAGUUCAUUGAUUCCUUAAACAUACCAUACAUCGCUCCUUCUUUUGGUGGUGUUGAGAGUAUUGUUGAUCAGCCUGCUAUCAUGUCUUACUGGGAUAGCAAAGAGGAUAGAGUGAAGUAUGGGAUCAAGGACAAUCUAGUGAGGUUUAGUUUUGGAAUCGAGGCAUUCGAGGAUCUGAAAGUUGAUAUCUUCCAGGCUCUCGAAGCCAUCUAACUGUGUGAUUCGUGCUGUCUAAGGUCAAUCUCAUUUGGUUGUAUCUUGAAAACAAAUUUAGUUCUCGUUUGUGAACCUUCUUUCCAAACCAUCAAUAAUAUUCAUCUGCUGUGUGCGUUUGUAGUCUCCAGAGCUUAUGACAAAUAAGCUUAUUUUGACAUCAUUUACAUCAUAUAAUGUACGAUUUUGUUGUGAAUU
Molecule: messenger RNA, 2073 nt
Organism: Dendrobium catenatum
Lineage: Eukaryota; Viridiplantae; Streptophyta; Magnoliopsida; Asparagales; Orchidaceae
Product: cystathionine gamma-synthase 1, chloroplastic
Exons: 12
Coding region: 226-1875 (549 amino acids)
Biological process (GO): transsulfuration
Cellular component (GO): chloroplast
Molecular function (GO): pyridoxal phosphate binding; cystathionine gamma-synthase activity
Source: RefSeq, a predicted model, not a curated record